Molecule: messenger RNA, 1044 nt
Organism: Rana temporaria (common frog)
Lineage: Eukaryota; Metazoa; Chordata; Amphibia; Anura; Ranidae
Exons: 4
Coding region: 68-886 (272 amino acids)
Biological process (GO): negative regulation of DNA-templated transcription; negative regulation of circadian rhythm
Cellular component (GO): nucleus
Source: RefSeq, a predicted model, not a curated record
UGAGAGAGGAGAGCAGCAAGACUUCCUCAGGACUCGUCACACACAACCUAUUACUGGAAGAGUCUGGAUGGACGUCUCCGCUUCCACUUGUUCUCUCAAAAAAGCAGCCAUGAAAUCCCCACCAACCGAGACCGGACCCCCAAAUCCCGAAGAAGAAAAACACGAGGACAGCGAGGCGGGGGGGAAGUCUAAAGGGCAAAGCGGAAGCGAAAAGGAUUCUGGGUACUCAGACAGCAGCUCAGAGAGCCUCAGCUCAGAGGAAACAAAUGGAUCUACAAGCAUCAAUGGACCAGGAUCUGGGCCGCAGGGCACAACCGCCAUGCAGACGGCGUUUACUCCUAUCUAUAUACUGCAGAAUGUCGUACUGAAACAGUCUCGGCUCGUCAUCCUCCAGCCUCAUGUACGUCGCCAUCGGAAACGCCCCUCCCCUUCAUCCUAUCUUCCCAUUCUUCGAUCCUAUCCCAGGAUAGCUCCACGCCUAGCCCCUCCCCCCUCUCCAGUGCCCCUCAGUACCACAUCCCCCGAAAACAGACCAACCCCUACCCUCCUGGAAGUCUCGCUGCGCUCUCUGGCGUUACUGCGACGGAACCUGGAGACGCAGCGCUCCAUCCGAGAACUGAGGGCCCACGCUAGACUAUAUGAAAGGGCCCUCCAAGGGGAAGAGGGGGGAUGGGAACAUCUACAGAGAGCCAUGGAAGAGAGUGGAGGGUACCCCAAAAUCGCAUCGUCGUCAGAGACUUCACCUGAACCCGCCACAUCCCAGGAUGUAACCAUGACUUCAUCAGGGGACGCCGACACACACAAUGAGGAAACCAUGACAUCACCGGAGAAAAGUAUGACAUCAUCAGGGACCGCAACAUCUGAAUGUACAGAAGGGAAUGUAUGAUAUCAUCAGAAACAAAGACAAUGACCACCUAGGACUGUGUCCUCCAUCAGGGGAGGCCGAGCCUCGCCCACUAUGUACAUAGAAAGUCUCUUUUAUCAAUCCGUUCCCUGUAGAACCUUUUCCGAAUCUUCCAUUAAAGUCUAUUUUUACAAACUCAA